AUGGCUUGCAAAUUUCUUUGCCACCUAAUCAUCUUCGCCAUCAUCACCUUCGUCGUCCAAGGAUUCUGUGGACUUGAUAACGUUACUCUGAAACAAUCCAAGUCCGGAAUGGUUCAGAACAAACCAGUGUGGAAAGUGACAUUGAUGAACCCAUGUAGAUGCCCACUCACUAACCUAAAGUUGUCGUGCACUGGUUUCGAAUCGGUUGUACCCGUUGAUACGUUGACAAAAACUGGCGAUGUGUGUCUUCUCAAAAAAGAUAUACUUGGAACCUUCGUUUUCACAUACGUAUGGGACACUAGCUUCGAGCUCAAGGUCAUUAGUGGGACUAUUAAGUUCAAGGUCGUUAAUGGGACGAUCACUGGUUGUACAUGA
Messenger RNA from Brassica rapa (field mustard), 375 nucleotides. RefSeq lists its product as uncharacterized. Gene Ontology annotation, biological process: cell fate determination. The record is from RefSeq and is a predicted model, not a curated record. Lineage: Eukaryota; Viridiplantae; Streptophyta; Magnoliopsida; Brassicales; Brassicaceae.